AUUCACGCACAUACAUCAUCUCUACACUUCAUCUAAGCAACAGGCUUAUCUAACGUACACUUUAAUUUGAUGAGAAUGAUCACAACUAAAAAAGUCACUCAAUAUUUUGCAUGCGACAACCUCUUACUCGCAAUCAGCCAUUGAGGAUUGGGAUAGGAGUGGAGAGACAUCUUUUUACUGGCGGUCCAAUCCGGCUCAAUUCUCCUCGUGGAACUAUUAUACACUCAAAACUGCUGUUACAAAAUAAGUUGAAUUGAAAGUUGAAAGUUAAGCAACUUGGUCAAUUGAUUUUUAAGGAUUUAAUUGGUCCGCGUAUCAAUUUUAGGGUGAAGGAUUUCAUAGUUGAAAAAUUACACAAGGAGGACAGAGGAAGGUCCAUCAACGAACGUACGUAUCAAACGUCAGGGAGCAAGAUGCCUAAGCCGAGGGCUAAUGAGGAGACGGAUAAGCAGACUCGAAUUGCUAUCGUCAAUUCGGAUAAGUGCAAACCGAAGAGAUGCCGGCAAGAGUGCAAAAAGAGCUGUCCGGUCGUCAGGAUGGGAAAAUUGUGCAUCGAGGUGAUCCCCACGGAUAAAAUUGCCAAGAUUUCAGAAGAACUUUGUAUCGGGUGCGGUAUUUGUGUGAAGAAAUGCCCAUUCGAAGCCAUCAAUAUUAUCAAUCUUCCCAGCAAUUUGGAGCGAGACACGACGCAUCGGUAUUCACAAAAUUCUUUUAAGCUACAUAGAUUGCCAACACCGAGACCAGGGGAGGUGUUGGGGCUCGUGGGUACGAACGGGAUAGGAAAAUCCACAGCUUUGAAGAUUCUUGCGGCCAAAUUGAAACCAAAUUUAGGACGAUUUUCGGACCCUCCAGAUUGGACAGAGAUUUUGGCUUAUUUUCGAGGAUCCGAGUUACAAAACUACUUCACAAGAAUUUUGGAGGAUAACUUGAAGGCCUUGAUUAAACCGCAGUAUGUCGACCAAAUCCCGAAAGCUGUGAAAGGAAUGGUGCAGGAAAUGUUGACGAAGAAGGCAGAAGCAGAAAAUCUAGAACAAACACUAGAUCAACUUGAUUUACGAAACGUCGUUGACCGAAGCAUUGCUGAUUUGUCUGGAGGAGAACUUCAGCGUUUUGCUAUUGCAAUGGUCUGUGUUCAGAAAGCAGAUGUCUUCAUGUUUGAUGAGCCGUCUAGUUAUUUGGACGUAAAACAGCGCUUGAACGCUGCUUUGGCAAUUAGAUCGCUUUUGGGAUCUGACAGAUAUGUUAUCGUCGUGGAGCACGAUUUAUCUGUUCUGGAUUAUUUGUCUGACUUCAUUUGCGUCCUUUACGGAGUGGCUGGUGCUUAUGGAGUUGUAACGAUGCCGUUUUCAGUUCGUGAAGGGAUCAACAUUUUCUUGGAUGGGUUUGUUCCAACCGAGAACUUGAGGUUCCGUGAGGAUGCUCUGGUGUUUAAGGUUGCUGAAUCUGCGAACGAGGAAGAAGCAAAACGAAUGGCCCGAUAUGAGUAUCCAGAUAUGUCUAAAACCAUGGGGACUUUCAAGCUUGAUAUCAAAAUGGGACAAUUUACGGAUUCUGAAAUCCUUGUAAUGCUGGGAGAAAAUGGAACAGGAAAAACAACAUUUAUUAGAAUGUUGGCUGGCAAGCUCCAACCAGAUGCAGGAUCAUCAAACGUACCAACAUUGCAUGUGAGUUACAAGCCGCAGAAAAUUAGCCCAAAAUCCGUUGGAACAGUUCGACAGCUUCUUCAUGAAAAGAUUAGAGAUGCGUACAUCCAUCCUCAAUUUAUCACCGAUGUGAUGAAGCCCUUAAAAAUUGAUGACGUUAUUGACCACGAAGUGCAAACACUCUCUGGUGGUGAAUUGCAAAGAAUUGCUUUGGCACUCUGUUUAGGGAAACCUGCCGAUGUGUACUUGAUUGACGAACCAUCUGCAUAUUUGGAUUCUGAGCAACGUUUAGUUGCUGCAAAAGUUAUAAAACGGUUUAUUCUCCAUGCGAAGAAGACAGGAUUUGUUGUGGAGCACGAUUUUAUAAUGGCCACAUAUCUUGCCGACCGUGUGAUCGUGUUUGAGGGUGCUCCUUCAAUAGAAACGCUUGCAAAUAGUCCCCAAAGUCUAUUAAUAGGAAUGAAUAAAUUCUUGGAGCUCUUGGGAAUUACAUUUAGGAGAGAUCCAAAUAAUUAUAGACCAAGAAUCAAUAAAUUAGAAUCCGUCAAAGAUUCGGAACAAAAGAGAGCUGGACAGUACUUUUUCUUGGAAGACUAAGAAAAUACUCUAUUCUGCCUAAGAAGAAUAAAAAAAUCGACAAUUCCAUUACUACUGAUGCAAAUCAACCUAGGUUCUUUUUGUUAUCUAAUGCAUGUAUGGAUGAAAACAAGUUACAAAGAAUGAAAAAUAAAUUUUUUAAAUUGGGUGUGGUAAUUUAUUAA
Folsomia candida is the source of this 2404-nucleotide messenger RNA. It is a transcript of the gene pix, whose product is annotated as ATP-binding cassette sub-family E member 1. Gene Ontology annotation, biological process: ribosomal subunit export from nucleus; translational termination; translational initiation. Bases 414 to 2240 code for a protein of 608 amino acids. The transcript has 10 exons. Gene Ontology annotation, molecular function: ribosomal small subunit binding; iron ion binding; ATP hydrolysis activity. The record is from RefSeq and is a predicted model, not a curated record. NCBI's taxonomy places the organism in Eukaryota, Metazoa, Arthropoda, Collembola, Entomobryomorpha, Isotomidae.